Molecule: messenger RNA, 591 nt
Organism: Cladocopium goreaui
Lineage: Eukaryota; Dinophyceae; Suessiales; Symbiodiniaceae
Source: the annotation of a GenBank genome assembly
AUGUGGCCCCGCAGCAGUGAUGCCGAACUGGCGCGGGUGGUCAAGGUAGUCAGUGCUGCCAUCUCCAGGUGGCACCACGUCGAGGGCAACUGGUACAAGAUCUAUCUCUUCAUCGACAACACUGGCACAGGCACCAUUACCUUCGAAGAUUUGGAGAAGUUCUUGCGCGGCACCUAUCCUGGCUUACACCUCGAUCGAGAGGAGCUCCCCAGUGACGAUAUGUUUCGUCUCUGGAAGGCUUUGGACACCUCCGCUCGGAUGCGAGUUCCAAAGAGCGAAUUCAUGUCCUUUAUGCGGAGGUAUGGUGGAGCAUCUGGCAAGUCCGAGAAAGUCUCGAAGGGCUUGCUCCCCAGAAACGUGCUCCCAAAAGACGACUCGAAACGGCGGAGCGAGUGUCAGACGCCCCAUAAGGUGAACACUGAAGAGUCAGGCCAUGCUCGAACGCAAAGUUUCAUGGCUGCAAUGCGUCGCAACCAGCGCGAACGACAAAAGAAGGCGGGUGCUCGGCUCUCGCACUUCGCCUUUGAAGCCGAAGAGGAAGCGGCUCAGAGCAUCAUGGCCCGCAGCCCCAGGGCUACGAUGGAGCCAUGA